This is a messenger RNA of Alosa alosa (allis shad), 11615 nucleotides long. It is a transcript of the gene celsr2, whose product is annotated as cadherin, EGF LAG seven-pass G-type receptor 2. Lineage: Eukaryota; Metazoa; Chordata; Actinopteri; Clupeiformes; Clupeidae. The record is from RefSeq and is a predicted model, not a curated record. Gene Ontology annotation, molecular function: calcium ion binding; G protein-coupled receptor activity. Gene Ontology annotation, biological process: G protein-coupled receptor signaling pathway; cell surface receptor signaling pathway; homophilic cell-cell adhesion. Gene Ontology annotation, cellular component: plasma membrane.
GCCAACAGAGUGAAGGUGUCGGCGUGGUAGAGGAGAGUGUGUGUGUGUGUGUGUGUAUGUAUAUGUGUGUGGCUCUGGCAAGGAGACUGCGGUUUCUCACAAUUCUGCUGGAUUAGCUACUGUGGAGUAGUGGAAGCAUGGAUACGCCGCAACAAAAGGGAACUACGAGACGGAAAGUUUAAAGGAAGGCUGGCGCAAUUUCAUAGACCGGAGUCCCAAAGAACAGAACUGAGAAGCGAUAUGUUCGUCAUAAAGUGGGAUUUGUUGUUUGUUAUUUUCGGGUUGUGCAAAGUAAUCUCCCUGGCGAAUGGUUACAUUGUACACAUCAACGAGGAUGCGGAACCGGGGACCGUCAUUUCAAGUGUGGAACAGAGUGGGGCUUGCACUUUGGACCAGGUAAUAGCUCCGAAAUUCACAAAGCCCUUCAUUGAAACUGAUGAGGCGGCGGGCAUUGUGUCCGUUUCGGGUGCUUUGCAUUGUGACUUGUUCCUUUCAAACCCUUUCUCUGUGUAUACUGUUGCGGAUUGUGUGAGUCACGUCCCCGGUUUCAGGCACCUUCUAACUACGGAGUAUAAUGUGCAUGUUCACGGCAGAAACUGUUUAAACAAACACAAGCGUAAAACGAAAUGGGACCUUGAUGUGAUAAGUUUGUUAAAUGUCAAUAGCCAUCAGCCCGAGUGCUAUAAGGCUGGCACUUAUAUUUUCUCUGUAUGGGAUCUAUUGCCCGGUUCUCUGACCUCCAGCAAUGUGGACUGCAAUGUUACUGCGAGUUCGGAUUUUUACCUUUCUGAUGGACAAUUAUUUGUUUCACGGGGUAUAUGCUUUAAACACGAAACUUUGUUGGAGUUUGACCUGCGCUGUAACAGACGCGGUAAGGGCGCCGCCGAGAGCGUGUUGAAACGGAGGCAUGAGAAUGCCUAUGACCUCUCCGUGCACUGGCGUGUGGGUCAGGGCUCUUUCAGGCAAGGCUAUCUGGAGAAGCUGCUAAAGAGAGCGGCCCUGUCUGACUCUGGUCUAAUAAGCAGAAGGAAGCGGAAUGUCAACAGUAGCCCACAGUUUCAGCCACCCAUGUACCAGGUGUCAGUGCCAGAAAACAAGCCAGCUGGCACUCCUGUGAUUGUUUUGAAAGCUGUGGACCCUGAUGAGGGGGAGGCAGGCAGGCUGGAUUACUUCAUUGAGGCUCUGUUCGACAGCCGCUCCAACAAUCUUUUUGCUGUUGACUCUGUCAGUGGGAUCGUUUCCACGGUUGAGAUACUGGAUAGGGAGACCAAGGACACGCAUGUGUUUCGAGUGACUGCAGUGGACCAUGGCACACCAAGGCGCACAGCAAUGGCAACACUGACUAUAACAGUGAGCGACACGAAUGACCACGACCCUGUCUUUGAACAGCAGGACUACAAAGAGAGUGUGCGUGAAAACUUGGAGAUUGGCUAUGAGGUUCUGACUGUGCGUGCCACUGAUGGAGAUGCACCUGUCAACGGAAACAUCUUCUACCACGUGAUCAACAGCAACGGCACCAAUGACGUGUUUGAGAUCGACUCACGCUCAGGGGUGAUUCGUACCAAGGGCCCUGUAGACCGCGAAUCUGUUGAUGCCUACAUGCUUCUGGUAGAGGCCAAUGACCAAGGUCAGGAGCCAGGCCCACGCAGUGCUACGGCAACCGUACAUAUCGUGGUGGAGGACGAAAAUGACAAUGCACCUCAGUUUAGCGAAAAGCGAUACGUGGUGCAGGUGCCUGAAGACCUGGCGCCCAACACAGAGAUCCUCCAGGUGACCGCCACGGACCAGGACAAGGGUAGCAACGCGGUGGUCCACUUCAGCAUCAUGAGCGGUAACACGCGAGGCCAGUUCUACAUCGACGCCCAGAGUGGCAAGAUGGACCUUGUAAGCCAGCUGGACUACGAGGCCAACAAGGAAUACACACUCCGCAUCCGUGCGCAGGACGGCGGUCGCCCCCCGCUCUCCAACAUCAGCGGUCUGGUCACGGUGCAGGUGCUCGACGUCAAUGACAACGCACCCAUUUUCGUGAGCACCCCCUUCCAGGCCACCGUGCUGGAGAAUGUCCCGGUGGGCUACUCAGUCAUCCAUAUCCAGGCAGUAGACGCCGACUCUGGGGACAACUCGCGUCUGGAUUACCGCCUGGUGGAGACCACCCCCAACUUCCCCUUCACCAUCAACAACAGCACAGGCUGGAUUGUGGUGGCGGCCGAGCUCGACCGAGAGAGUGUGGACUUCUAUAACUUCGGCGUCGAGGCUCGUGACCAUGGGACACCCAUCAUGUCCUCCUCGGCCAGCAUCAGCAUGACCAUUCUCGACGUGAACGACAACAAUCCAGAGUUCACGCAGAAGGCCUACUACAUGCGUCUGAAUGAGGACGCUGCUGUGGGGACAAGCGUAGUGACCGUGUCGGCCGUGGACCAGGACAUCAAUAGCGUGGUGACCUACCAGAUCUCUAGUGGUAACACGCGCAACCGGUUCUCCAUCACGAGCCAGAGCGGUGGUGGUCUCAUCACGCUGGCUUUGCCGCUGGACUACAAGCUCGAACGACAGUACGUGCUAAGCGUCACUGCCUCAGACGGCACACGAUUUGACACCACCAAGGUCUACAUCAACGUGACUGACGCCAACACGCACCGGCCAGUGUUUCAGAGCUCCCACUACACUGUGAACAUCAACGAGGACCGACCCGUUGGGACCACCGUGGUGGUGAUUAGUGCCACAGACGAGGAUACUGGGGAGAACGCACGAAUCACUUACUUCAUGGACGACAGCAUCCCGCAGUUCAACAUCGACCCCGACACGGGAGCGGUUACAACGCAAAUGGAGCUGGACUAUGAAGACCAGUUGUCCUACACGCUGGCCAUCACAGCCCGGGACAAUGGCAUCCCACAGAAGUCCGACACAACCUACUUGGAGAUCUUAGUGAGCGACGUAAACGAUAACUCCCCGCGUUUCAUCCGAGAUCGCUACACGGGCUCGGUGAUGGAGGACGUGCCGGUGUUCACCAGCGUGGUCCAGGUGUCCGCCACAGACCGCGACUCUGGGCUCAACGGACGCGUGUUCUACACCUUCCAAGGUGGUGAAGAUGGUGAUGGUGACUUCAUCAUUGAGUCCACCUCUGGGAUUGUCCGCACGCUGCGACGCCUUGACCGUGAAAACAUGCCGAUUUACAACCUGCAGGCUUACGCGGUGGAUAAAGGAGUGCCGGCUCUCAAAACACCCGUGGACAUCCAGGUGACAAUCCUGGACGUGAACGAUAACCCUCCCGUGUUUGAGAAAGACGAGUUUGACAUCUUGGUGGAAGAGAACAGCCCCAUUGGGCUGGUGGUUGCCCACAUAUCAGCCUCGGACCCCGAUGAGGGGAGCAACGCUCAGAUCAUGUACCAGAUUGUGGAGGGCAACAUCCCUGAGGUGUUCCAGCUGGACAUCUUCUCUGGGGAACUCACUGCGCUGAUGGACCUGGACUACGAGGUCCGCUCUGAGUAUGUGAUCGUGGUCCAGGCCACCUCUGCCCCACUGGUGAGCCGAGCCACGGUCCACAUCAAGCUCAUUGACAAGAACGACAACGUCCCCGUCCUCAAAAACUUCCAGAUCAUCUUCAACAACUAUGUGACGGACAAGUCCAACAGCUUCCCCACAGGUGUGAUUGGCCGGAUCCCGGCUUUCGACCCGGAUGUGUCGGACCAGCUGCAUUACAGCUUUGAGGCUGGAAAUGAGUUAAAUCUGGUCUUGCUCAACCAGAGCACUGGAGAGAUUCGGCUGAGCCGUGACCUUGACAACAACAGACCCCUGGAGGCUUCCAUGAGGAUUGCCGUCUCAGAUGGGGUCCAUUCGGUGUCAGCUCAGUGUCUGCUGCAGGUGACCAUCAUCACAGACGAGAUGCUCUCCAACAGCAUCACGCUGCGCCUAGCCAACACGUCACAAGAGCGCUUCCUGUCGCUGCUGCUGGCCCAGUUCCUGGACGGUGUGGCGCGUGUUCUCUCGGCUUCGCGUGAGGACGUGGUCGUCUUCAACGUCCAGGACGACACCGACGUCAGCGCCAGCAUCCUCAAUGUCAGCCUCUCCGUGGCCGUGCCAGGUGAUGGAGCCGGUGGUGGCGGCGGCGGUGGUGUUGGUAGGGGAGGAGCGGGCAGUGUUGGAAGCAGGCGUAACCUGGGAGUGACCGGAAGGGGCGGCCAUGGCGUGGAGUUCCUGGGCUCGGAGGAGCUGCAGGAGCGGCUGUACCUGAACCGCAGCCUGCUGGCGCGCAUCUCCUCGCAGGAGGUGCUGCCCUUCGACGACAACAUCUGCCUGCGCGAGCCCUGCGAGAACUACAUGAAGUGCGUCUCAGUGCUAAAGUUCGACAGCCUGGCGCCCUUUGUGGCGUCCGACACCAUCCUGUUCCGGCCCAUCCAGCCCAUCGCUGGCCUGCGCUGCCGCUGCCCGGCCGGCUUCACGGGGGACUACUGCGAGACCGAGGUGGACCUGUGCUACUCCAAGCCCUGCGGGCCGCACGGCGUCUGCCGCAGCAGGGAGGGAGGCUACACCUGCGAGUGUCUGGACGACUACACAGGGGAGCGGUGUGAGCUGUCUUCGAGGUCAGGUCGCUGUGCCCCUGGUGUGUGUAAGAAUGGCGGCACGUGCGUGAACCUGCUGGUGGGCGGCUUCCGCUGUGAGUGUCCGUCGGGCGGCUACGAGAAGCCCUACUGCGAGAUGACCACCCGCAACUUCCCCCCACAGUCCUUCCUGACCUUCAAGGGCCUGCGCCAGCGCUUCCACUUCACCCUGUCCCUCUCGUUCGCCACCAGAGAACCCAACGGCCUGCUGCUCUACAACGGCCGCUUCAAUGAAAAGCAUGACUUCAUCGCCGUGGAGAUCGUUAACCAGCAGAUCCAGCUGACGUUCUCUGCAGGCGAGACCAAGACGACGGUGUCCCCUUACGUCCACGGCGGUGUGAGCGAUGGCCAGUGGCACGUGAUCCAGGUGCACUACUACAACAAGCCUAUUCUAAACCAGGCCGGCCUCCCUCAGGGCCCAUCCGACCAGAAGGUUGUCGUGGUGACUGUGGAUAACUGUGACACAUCUGUGGCACUGAGAUUCGGUCACGUGAUUGGGAACUACUCCUGCUCAGCCCAAGGCAGCCAAUCAGGAUCUAAGAAAUCUUUAGACCUAACGGGUCCUCUGCUGCUGGGAGGGGUCCCCACACUACCCGAGGACUUCCCCAUUCAGAACAGGCAGUUUGUAGGCUGCAUGAAGGAUCUGCGCAUAGACAACCGCCACAUCGACAUGGCCAGCUUCAUCGCCAACAACGGCACACUGCCAGGCUGCUCGGCCAAGAGGCACUUCUGCAACACCAGCCCCUGCCUGAACGGAGGCACCUGUGUCAACUUGUGGGGAUCCUACAGCUGUGACUGCCCCCUAGGCUUUGGAGGACGCAACUGCGAGAAAGUGAUGCCAAAUGCACAGCGUUUCCAAGGAAACAGCCUGUUGCUGUGGAGCAAUUUGGCGGUGUCUGUGACGUUGCCAUGGCAGCUCGAGAUCAUGUUCCGAACCCGGGAACCGAGCUCGACCCUCUUGCACCUGACAGCGGGUCAGCACCACAACCUGACUCUGCAGCUGCGGGAGGGCAGACUGCAGCUGCUGGUGCAGCGUGGCGAGGACUCCGGGCUGUCUCGUCUUGAUGAUGUCACGGUGAAUGACGGGGACUGGCACCAUGCCCAGGUGGAGCUGCAGGGGGCUGCUGGAGGAGGAACUGGUCGCCACAGGCUCGUUCUGACCUUUGACCACGGCCUCUACACAGCCAGUAUGGAGGUGGACAACAAGCUGAAGGGGGCCAAACUGAAGACACUGAGUGUGGGGGGCUUCACUGGGAACAACGGCAAAGUGUUGCAGGGAUUCCGUGGCUGCAUUCAGGGUCUGCGUAUAGGGGACGGCCCCAGCAGCAUGGUGUCGCUGAGUCUGUCUCAGGCCCGGCGGGUCAACGUGGAGUCGGGCUGCAAUGUGCCAGACCCCUGCCUGUCCAACCCCUGCCCAGCCAACAGCUACUGCAGCGACGAUUGGGACUCCUACUCCUGCACCUGCCACACAGGUUACUAUGGCACCAACUGCACUGACGCAUGCAUGCUGAACCCCUGCGAGCACCAAUCAGCUUGCACCAGGAAGCCAAGCUCCUCCCACGGCUAUGUGUGUGACUGCCCCAGCAACUACUUUGGCCAGUACUGCGAAAAAAAGACUGACCUGCCAUGCCCUAGAGGUUGGUGGGGUCAUAAGACAUGUGGGCCAUGUGACUGCCAAACAGACAAGGGCUUCGAUGCUGACUGCAACAAGACCAGUGGGGAAUGCCGCUGCAAGGAUAACCAUUACCGGCCACUGGGCAGUGACGUGUGUCUGCUGUGCGACUGCUACCCGGUGGGCUCCUUCUCGCGUGCGUGCGAUCGGGAGAGCGGCCAGUGCCAGUGCAAAGCCGGUGUCAUCGGGCGCCAGUGCGACCGCUGCGACAACCCCUUCGCCGAGGUCUCUGCCAAUGGCUGCGAAGUGAUCUAUGACAGCUGUCCCCAGGCCAUCGAGGCGGGGAUCUGGUGGCCCAGGACCAAGUUUGGCCUCCCUGCCGCAGUGCCCUGUCCCAAGGGCUCCGUGGGCACAGCCAUUCGUCACUGUGAUGAGCACAAAGGCUGGCUGCCUCCCAACCUCUUCAACUGCACCUCGGUCACCUUCACCAAACUCAAGACACUGGCGGAUCGUCUAACCCGUAACUCGUCCCUGCUGGAGUCGUCGGAGGUGCAGCGCACGGCCACACAGCUGGCCAACGCCACGCGCCACACCCGCAGUUACUACGGCAGCGACGUGAAGGUGGCGUACCGGCUGACCCAGAGCCUGCUGCUGCACGAGAGUAGCCAGCAGGGCUUCAGCCUGGCCGCCACGCAGGACGUGCACUUCAACGAGAACCUGCUGCAGGUGGGCAGUGCCAUCCUGGCGGGGGAGACGCGUCCGCACUGGGAGCUGAUCCAGCAGACGGAGGGUGGCACGGCGGCGUUGCUGCGCCAGUAUGAGGAGUACACCAACACUCUGGCCCAGAACAUGAGGAAGACCUACCUCAGCCCCUUCACCAUCGUCCUGCCCAACAUCGUCAUAUCCAUUGACCGGCUGGACAAGAUGAACUUUGCUGGUGCCAAGCUCCCACGUUAUCAGUCCCUACGCGGCCCCCGACCUUUUGACCUCGAGACAGCGGUCACACUCCCUGACUCGGUCUUCGAGCCCGCUACAGAAGGCAAAGGUCAACGGCCGGCGGACCCCCUCCCAGAGGCCAUCGGCAUUAACCGGACAUCGGCAUCCAAUCGUAGGCGGCGGCACCCGGAUGAGCAAGAGGAGGACGCCAUCGCCAGUGUCAUCAUCUUUCACAGCCUGGCAGGACUGCUGCCCGAAAGAUAUGACCCUGACAAGAGGAGUCUGAGAGUUCCCAAGCGGCCCGUUAUCAACACCCCGGUGGUGAGCAUCACGGUGCAUGACAAUGAGGAGCUGUUGCAGCACGCCCUGAACAAGCCCAUCACCGUGCAGUUCCGCCUCGUCACCACCGAGGAGCGCUCCAAGCCCAUCUGCGUCUUCUGGAACCAUUCAAUAGUAACUGGGUCACCCGGGGGCAGUGGUGCCUGGUCAGCUAAAGGCUGUGAUGUGGUGUUCCGGAACAGCACCCACAUCAGCUGCCAGUGCUACCACAUGACCAGCUUCGCUGUGCUCAUGGACAUCUCCAGACGAGAGAACGGGGAGAUCCUGCCGGUGCAGCUGGUGACGUGGAGCACGGUGGGCGUGACGCUGGGCUUCCUGCUGCUGACCAUGCUCUUCCUGGCGUGCCUGCGGGCCAUGCACAGCAACCGCACCAGCAUCCUCAGCAACGCCGCCGCUGCCCUCUUCAUCGCCGAGUUGACCUUCAUGCUGGGCAUCAACCAGGCCGACAACCCUUUCUUGUGCACGGUGAUUGCCAUCCUAUUGCACUUCUUCUACCUGUGUGCGUUCUCCUGGCUCUUCCUGGAGGGCCUGCACGUGUACCGCAUGCUCACCGAGCUGCGUGACAUCAACUACGGCCCCAUGCGCUUCUACUACAUGAUUGGCUGGGGCGUGCCUGCAUUCAUCACAGGGCUGGCGGUGGGCCUGGACCCAGAAGGCUACGGGAAUCCAGACUUCUGCUGGCUCAGCAUCUACGACACGCUCAUCUGGAGCUUUGCAGGGCCCAUCGCCCUGGUGGUGUCUAUGAACAUCUUCCUGUACAUCCUGGCAUCCAAAGCCUCCUGCUCCAUGCGUCACCACAGCUUUGAGAAGAAGGAACCACCUGUUACGGGCUUGAGGACUGCGUGUGGCGUCCUCUUCCUAGUCACAGUGACCUGUCUUCUGGGCAUCCUGUCGGUCAACAGUGAUAUGAUCAUCUUCCACUACCUGUUCGCCGGAUUCAACUGUCUGCAGGGACCCUUCAUCUUCUUCUUCCGCAUCGUGUUCAAUAAGGAGGCGAGGGACGCCAUGAAGUACUGCUGCAGCCGCAAGAGGCCCGAUCACAUGAUCAAGUCAAAGCCCUCGUCGUACAACUGCAACACCAGCUACAUGGACGGGCGUCUGUACCACCUGCCGUUUGGAGACUCCAGCGGCUCCCUCAACGGCACCCUGCAGAGCGGCAAGAGUCAGCAGAGCUACGUGCCUUUUGUCCUCAGAGAUGAUGUUGGGAUGGAUAACAGCCAGGCCCACAUUGCGCUGAACGACCAUAACUCCCUCUUUCAUGAUGUCAAAGAACAUGUAGAUGAUGAGGAUUCGGACUCUGACAGUGACCUGUCUGAGCUGGAGGACGACCAGAGCGGCUCCUACGCCUCGACCCACUCCUCGGACAGCGAGGACGAGGAUGGGCCGCACCCUGAGGAGGAAUGCUGGGAAAGUCUGGCCACUGGCUCCGGCAAACGUCCACAUGGGGAGUAUGCAGAUGACGAUGAAAGUGGGGCCGAGAAGUUGAGGGUGGAGACGCUGACCCAUCCUGAUGACCGAUACGGAGACAGAGCAGAGACUUAUGGGAAGGAGAACAUGCUUCUGCUCCUGCCCAGCAUCCCCAACCCCAAUGCCCACCCACAGAAAGGCAUCCUGAAGAAGAAGCAGCUGUCUCCAAUUGCUGAAAGGAACGGCAUCAACCGCAUCCACAACGAGCUGGCUGGCCCCACCUCCUCGCGAGGCUCCUCCUCUAGUGAGGGGAAAGGUAGUGGGGCGAAGGCCAGCGUGCCGGAGCAGCUGAACGGUGUGGCGCUGAGCAUCAAGGCCAAGGGGACCAUGGACGACGACUCGUCAGGAUCAGAGGCUUUGUCAGUGCACAGUCGCACAAAGUCUCCUUUUACUUAGCUAAGUCCUAGAGCCACACUCCCACAUUCUGUUUCCUGCCUCCUGACCUUCACGACCACACACCAGUGUAUUCUUAUUGGCCGGAAGAGGAGAAGAGUGACAGGAGGGCGGGUCUGAGGAGUCCUUCUGUUUCUCUGUGUCUUAAGCUGUAUUUCAUUUAUAAUGUUUUACAUCCGAAAACUGCACCAUCAUCUCUCUCAGUAGAGUUCCUUUUUUUUGUGCCAAACCUCAUGCGCGUCUGUCUGCCCCAGACCACGACAGGGCUGCACUGAUCACACUGAGGCCAUCUUUGGUUUCCUCAUUAUGGUUUUAGCAUAUCUUUUUUUGUUUUUUUUGUUUACAUACUUGAAGCAAUGCACUUUUUUUGAUCAAUUAUGAUGCUCAGUUCGAUGCCAUGGAAACAGGAAUUCACCUCCAGUUGUCGUCUAUCAUUAUUAUUGUUGUUUUUUUUAUGUCAAACAGAGGAAAUGUGAUUAAGUUCCUCUUUGGCUGGGUUACUUGGUUCCGAUUGAACACUGCUUUCGGGGAAGUUCCCCCGUCCAAUCACAACCACUCACUACUCCUGGAAGGGCCAGUUGUACAGUUUAAUUUUUAUGUUUACGUUUUUAAGAAAAUGCUUUGUGAAGGAAGAUGCUAAUCAAGAGUGCAGAUGACCUCAGACGUCUGCUUAUUAAACAGACUGUGCUAGGAGUAACCCAGAGAGCAUGACUGCUUCUGGAUAGGACUACUGCUGAUACCAGGAAGGUCAGACACUGAAGGCCUGUGCUGAUGUAUAAAGACACAUCUUGCAGAAUGUGUAGCGUGGGGACUAAAGACAGACAUCCAGCUGCUACAGACAAAUAGAGAGGUGUUGCCACCGCACAACAUCAUGGAAAUGCUAUAAACUGCUGAAUCACUGUGGUUCUUCACAAGGCCGAUCGUCAUGAUGACCCCUCCAGUUCUGGAAUUCUCUCUUAAGACUGUGAACCUGCCGGCCUGCCUUGUCCACCACUAGGCCUUUUGUUUUAUAACACCAGUGGGAGACUUUUCAAGAAAUCUGAUCAGAGGGAAAAAACAAACAUGUGUGACGUGCUACAAAGGACUUUUGAUACAUAAAAGAAAACUUUUGUAAAAAAAAGACAAAAAUGCUGGGAGAAAAUUUUAUAUGACCAUUUGAAAACGCUCCUUAUCUUUUGGUUUUGUUUUGAAAGAAAUGUUUUGUCUGAGAGAUUUGCCUUUCGCCGUUUUGUUUCUGUGAUAACUUUGUAUUUUAUAGAUUAGAUAUGAUAUGAAGGCCACAAUACUGUUUUGUAAAAUACUGGCAAAUGUGUGAUGUUUGUAGAGAUGUUACUGUACAGACUUGUAAGGAGAGCAUAAACUAUUUACACUAAUACUCCCCUCCCCCACUUCAAGGAGUACUCAUUACAAAUGUAUUCGUGUUGAUAGAAAUAAACCACUGAUUCCCUGAUUCUUACCAUAUUACUUAAAGCCUACAUGUCACAUGACUCGUAUGAUGGGAUGGGAUUUCAAUCAAUUAAUCUGUUUUGUGAAUUUUGAAGAAAAAUGGAGUUAAACGUCUUUCAUAUUAAGUUAUUUUUGUUUUUAUGUUCUUUUUCCAGGUUCGUCAUUACGAGAGUGUAGAUAAUUUAUAGAUAUAAAUGACUAGCUUUCAAAUGUUGUGUUCCAUAUAAUUUGACUUUUACUAAGCUCUGAAGUCUAUGAUUUACAGGCAUGUAUUCAGCCUACGAAUGCACAAAUGCAUUGGUCUUUGUUCACUCUUUUGCAGUGCUCAAUGAUCAAACCCAAGGAAAAGCUCACACAGAAGUGAAAAUGGCUAUUAACGCCUGUCAGUCUUUGUAAAUGAUGUUGCUUCACUCUGUUUACUGAGAAAAGGUGACAAGGCUGGUUAUUUUGAACAUAGCUACAGAUGUUUGAUGUAAUUUCUGUCUAUAGUGCAGUCAAGGUACUACUGAAUCAAUCCUUUAUCAUGUUCACCAAUGCUGAUAUUAUAAGGGGGCUAUAAUAUGUGGAAGCAAUGUCUCUUAGUGGUCUAAACUGCCCUCUAUAUUUUUGGCUGAAUUCACUCUACUCUUUCUGGAAUUUUCCACAUUCUGUGGCUUAUAUCUUCAUGUGACAGGACAGAUGCGUUCUGUCUCUUGAUAUUUUCCCAGCUAUUGAUGUCAAAGCUUUAGUGAAACAGGGUAGAAAAACAUAUGGGUUGUAUUUUUCUAUGUGAAACCGCUUUGUAAUGGACCACACCAAACUUGGAGUAAAUCAGACUGUGUUUUUAA